Molecule: messenger RNA, 3963 nt
Organism: Drosophila miranda
Lineage: Eukaryota; Metazoa; Arthropoda; Insecta; Diptera; Drosophilidae
Product: sushi, von Willebrand factor type A, EGF and pentraxin domain-containing protein 1-like
Exons: 9
Coding region: 1-3897 (1298 amino acids)
Biological process (GO): Notch signaling pathway
Molecular function (GO): Notch binding; calcium ion binding
Source: RefSeq, a predicted model, not a curated record
AUGCAUGUGUUAAAUUCUCCGCUGAAAUACAUUGCGGGUAAUCGAUCUGGAACCAGGGAGAUUACGACGGACGAAGACUCGGGAACGAGAGAGCGAAGAGGAAAGAGCGAGUUCUGCCUGCUGGGCGCCAACUGCACGGACCUGGUCGAUGACUUCCAGUGCGCCUGUCCGCCCGGCUUUACGGGCAAACGCUGCGAGCAGAAGAUCGACCUGUGCCUGUCGGAACCCUGCAAACAUGGCACCUGCGUGGACCGACUGUUCGAUCACGAGUGCGUCUGCCAUCCCGGCUGGACGGGUGCCGCCUGCGAGGUGAAUAUCGACGACUGCGAGAACCGACCCUGCGCCACCUGUGCGGAGAUCGAUGAGUGCCUCAGCGAUCCGUGCAAUCCCGUGGGCACCGAACGCUGCCUGGAUCUGGACAACAAGUACGAGUGCGUCUGCCGCGAUGGCUUCAAGGGCAUCCUCUGCGAGACGGAUAUCGAUGACUGCGAGGCGCAGCCCUGCCUUAACAACGGCAUCUGUCGCGAUCGUGUCGGUGGCUUCGAGUGCGGCUGUGAGCCCGGAUGGAGCGGCAUGCGCUGCGAGCAGCAGGUUACGACCUGCAGCCUCCAGGCGCCAUGCCAGAACGAUGCCAGCUGCAUUGACCUGUUCCAGGACUACUUCUGUGUGUGCCCCAGCGGCACCGAUGGCAAGAACUGCGAGACCGCACCCGAACGCUGCAUCGGCGAUCCGUGCAUGCACGGCGGCAAGUGCCAGGACUUUGGCUCCGGCCUGAACUGCAGCUGUCCGGCGGAUUACUCCGGCAUUGGCUGCCAGUACGAGUACGACAAUGUGUGGACAAUGGCGCUGGCUACAGCUGCUAGUGUCCCGCGGGCUACGGGCCGCGAUUGCGAACAGGACAUUGCCGACUGCAAGGACAACUCGUGUCCGCCUGGGGCUAGCUGUGUGGACCUCACCAACGGCUUCUACUGCCAGUGCCCCUUCAACAUGACCGGCGAUGAUUGCCGCAAGGCCAUCCAAGUGGACUACGAUCUGUACUUCAGCGAUCCCUCGAGGUCUACGGCCGCCCAAGUGGUGCCCUUCGCCACGGGCGGAGCCAACAGCUUGACGGUGGCCAUGUGGGUGCAAUUCGCCCAGAAGGACGAUCCCGGCAUCUUCUUUUCGCUGUACGGAGUGGAAUCCGCACGCAUGACGCAACACCGUCGCCUCCUGCUGCAGGCCCACUCCAGUGGCGUGCAGGUCUCGCUGUUUGAGGACCAAUCCGAUGCCUUCCUGAGCUUCGGCGAGUACACCUCCGUCAACGAUGGACAGUGGCAUCAUGUGGCUGUCGUCUGGGACGGCGUCAGCGGACAGCUGCAGCUCAUCACCGAAGGAUUGAUUGCCAGCAAAAUGGAGUACGGCGCUGGAGGAGCCCUCCCUGGGUAUCUCUGGUCGGUGCUGUGUCGUCCACAGCCCUAUGGCGGCGUCAGCCAUGAGUUGGCCUACUCAGAUGCCGGCUUCCAGGGCACCGUGACCAAGACCCAGGUGUGGGCCCGCGCCCUCGACAUCACCUCCGAGAUCCAGAAGCAAGUGCGCGACUGUCGCUCGGAACCAGUACUCUAUCCCGGUCUUAUUCUCAACUGGGCCGGCUAUGAGGUCACCUCCGGGGGCGUGGAGCGGAAUGUACCCUCGCUGUGCGGACAACGCAAGUGUCCUGUGGGCUAUACCGGCGGCAAUUGCCAGCAGCUGGUUGUGGACAAGGAGCCACCAGUCGUCGAGCACUGCCCUGGCGAUCUUUGGGUCAUAGCCAAGAACGGUUCGGCCGUCGUCACCUGGGAUGAGCCACACUUCAGCGACAAUAUUGGCGUCACGAAGAUCUACGAACGCAAUGGACAUCGCUCGGGCACGACCCUCCUCUGGGGCACCUACGAUAUCACCUACAUUGCCUCCGAUGCGGCUGGCAAUACGGCUUCCUGCAGCUUUAAGGUUUCGCUGUUGACUGACUUCUGCCCUGCCUUGGCUGAUCCCGUGGGUGGCUCGCAGGUCUGCAAGGACUGGGGCGCAGGCGGACAGUUCAAGGUGUGUGAGAUUGCCUGCAAUGCUGGUCUACGCUUCUCCGAAAAAGUGCCCGAAUUCUACACCUGCGGAGCCGAGGGCUUCUGGCGUCCCACGCGCGAACCCUCGAUGCCUCUGGUCUAUCCAUCCUGCUCGCCCUCGAAGCCCGCGCAGCGUGUGUUCCGCAUCAAGAUGCUCUUCCCCUCGGAUGUGCUGUGCAACAAGGCGGGACAGGCAGUGCUGCGGCAGAAGGUGACGAACUCUGUGAAUGGAUUGAACAGGGACUGGAACUUCUGCUCGUAUGCCAUCGAGGGAACGAGCGAUGAGGAUGACGAUCUGGCAUUGACGGGUCGCCAGGGACGCCAACAAACUGGCGGUGAUACAUACACCCUGGAGAUAGCCUUCCCGGCUGUAAACGAUCCUGUGGUCCAUACAUCGACGGGCGAACGCUCGAGUGUCAAGCAGCUGUUGGAGAAACUCAUCCUCGAGGACGAUCAGUUUGCCGUGCAGGAGAUCCUGCCCAACACAGUGCCCGAUCCGGCCUCCCUGGAGCUCGGCUCGGAGUACGCCUGUCCCGUGGGUCAGGUGGUGAUGAUACCCGACUGUGUGCCCUGUGCCAUUGGCACCUACUACGACAGUGCCAACAAGACGUGUAUUGCCUGUGCGCGCGGCACCUAUCAGUCGGAGGCGGGCCAGCAGCAGUGCAGCAAGUGUCCGGUGAUUGCAGGACGUCCUGGAGUCACGGCUGGACCUGGAGCCCGGUCGGCGGCCGACUGCAAGGAACGCUGUCCGGCUGGCAAGUAUUUCGAUGCGGAGACGGGUCUGUGCCGCUCCUGUGGCCAUGGAUUCUAUCAGUCGAACGAGGGAGCCUUUGGCUGCGAUCUGUGCGGCCUCGGUCAGACCACCCGCUCCACGGAGGCGAACUCGCGCAAGGAGUGCCGCGACGAGUGCAGCUCUGGCCAGCAGCUCGGCGCCGAUGGUCGCUGCGAGCCCUGCCCGCGUGGAACCUACCGCCUGCAGGGCGUACAGCCCUCGUGCGCCGCCUGUCCCCUGGGACGCACCACACCCAAGGUGGGUGCCAGUUCCGUGGAGGCGUGCACCCUGCCUGUUUGCUCGCCCGGAACCUAUCUGAAUGCCACCCUCAAUAUGUGCAUUGAGUGCAGAAAGGGCUUCUAUCAGUUCGAGUCGCAGCAGACCGCCUGCAUCCAGUGCCCGCACAAUCACAGCACCAAGAUCACCGGCAGCACCUCCAAGAGCGAAUGCACCAAUCCCUGCGAGCACAUAGCCGAGGGCAAACCCCACAUGGCCUGCACGGAUGUGUGCGACGGCUUCUGCGAGAACUCGGGCGCCUGUGUCAAGGAUCUGAAGGGUACACCCUCUUGCCGUUGCGUCGGCUCCUUCACCGGACCCCAUUGCGCCGAGCGUUCGGAGUUUGCGUACAUCGCGGGCGGCAUUGCCGGUGCAGUGAUCUUCAUUAUCAUCAUUGUACUGCUCAUUUGGAUGAUAUGCGUGCGCUCGACGAAGCGCCGCGAUCCCAAGAAGAUGCUAACUCCUGCCAUCGAUCAAACGGGCUCGCAGGUGAACUUCUACUAUGGCGCCCACACACCCUACGCGGAGUCCAUAGCGCCCUCGCACCACAGCACCUAUGCGCACUACUACGACGACGAGGAGGAUGGCUGGGAGAUGCCCAAUUUCUACAACGAAACGUAUAUGAAGGAUGCUUUGCAUGGGGGCAAGAUGAGCACAUUGGCCAGGUCGAAUGCCUCGCUUUAUAGAACUAAAGAAGACUUAUACGAUCGACUGAAACGUCAUGCCUACACGGGCAAGAAGGAAAAGAGUGAUAGUGAUAGCGAAGUGCAGUAAACAAUAAACAACGAGAAGAAUAUGUAAUUAAAAGCUGCUUUAAUGUAAAAUGUGGUCAUAAAAAAA